Linnemannia hyalina is the source of this 447-nucleotide messenger RNA. NCBI's taxonomy places the organism in Eukaryota, Fungi, Mortierellomycota, Mortierellomycetes, Mortierellales, Mortierellaceae. The record is from the annotation of a GenBank genome assembly.
AUGACAACAGGACGUAAAGGAAAACCAAGAGGUCUCCAGGCCGCUCGCAAGCUCCGCACCACUCGCCGUGAGAACCGUUGGGCUGACAAGCACUACAAGCGUCAGGCUCUCGGAACUGCUUUCCGUUUCUCUCCCUUCGGUGGUUCCUCCCACGCCAAGGGCAUCGUUCUCGAGAAGAUCGGUGUUGAGGCCAAGCAGCCCAACUCUGCUAUUCGCAAGUGUGUCCGUGUCCAGCUGAUCAAGAACGGCAAGAAGAUCACUGCCUUCGUCCCCAACGAUGGUUGUUUGAACUUUGUCGAUGAGAACGACGAGGUUCUCAUUGCCGGUUUCGGUCGUUCCGGCCACGCCGUCGGAGAUUUGCCCGGUGUCCGUUUCAAGGUCGUCAAGGUCUCCGGUGUCUCCCUCCUUGCCUUGUGGAAGGAGAAGAAGGAGAAGCCCCGCUCUUAA